This is a messenger RNA of Filobasidium floriforme, 1512 nucleotides long. RefSeq lists its product as uncharacterized. The record is from RefSeq and is a predicted model, not a curated record. Lineage: Eukaryota; Fungi; Basidiomycota; Tremellomycetes; Filobasidiales; Filobasidiaceae. The coding region runs from base 1 to 1512 and encodes 503 amino acids. The transcript is spliced from 17 exons.
AUGGAGCCAACCGAACGUCCCUUGAAGUAUGUCCGCGGGCUGUCGUACGAGUCGACUGAAGCGGAAGUUGGAGGGCGUAAAGGGCCGGAUAUGAGGUCCGAAGACGGAGACGAGCGGGAUUUCAGGGAGAGGACGUUCGAUUCGACCGAACCCGAAGUGGGGAAAGGUGCCUGGUCGAGGGAGGUGAAGGAGGAAUAUGAGGAUGAAGGUCUCGCGCCGGAAAACUGGCAGGAGCUCCAUGCGGCGAACGAGGCGGGGGAGGCGACAGCGGGAGGGGCCGAAGGGGAUGGGGACGCUGGGAGUGAGCAGUCCGGGGAAGCGCAGGGAUUUGGAGCGCUGGGUCGGGGAUGGCAGAUGGUGUGGAAGGACGCGAGGGGAAGGGUUUGCAGGGAGCCCGAGAAUUACGAAGACCUCGAAGAGAGGUUCAAGCCGGGUUACAUGGAAGAGGCGAUCCUGAAGUGGGUUCAGCCCGGCGAGACGAUACUGGGUAGACAUGAGAGUGAAAUCGAGAGUUGCAAGUUUGUAAGUGGAAAGUGGUAUCCCCGAACUGGCUGGUCCGCUUUUGAGGAGCACCUCCGUACGCUUGGUAAGGACCAGGCUACCGACGCGAUCAAGAGCCUCUUCGACUCCCUCCCCACUCCUAACGAUACCGUCUUCGACACGGUUGUCCUGGCCUGGCGUUACGUGACCGACCACUCGUCUGGGCUCGAACCUCUUAGGGCUCAGAUCGACUACAACGGUAAAGUCCAGCCGUGGCUCAAGUCCAACCCUCUCCGUACCCGUCACAUCGAGAUCAUCCAAACGAACUGGAAGGUAAACCCGUACGAGCUCCUUCCCUCCGACAUGACCCCUAAGACCUUCGGCAUCACCUUGCUCCAAUACCUUGCGACCAUGAGUAAACACAUCGGUAAAGACGAGGCUCAUCUCAAGUUGAAGCAGCAAGUCAUUGGGCGACGCACGAGUCCUACCGCUAAGAACAAAGAGAAGACCCUGCAGUUCUGCGACGUCGAUAUCAUUAAGAAGCGAGUCGUCCCUAAGAAAUCUCCCGGCUCCCAAUCUUCAUCGACUGGCACCAAACGUCCCCGCUCCAAGUCCAUUGUCGACUCCACCUUGGGCGACAGCGACCAUGAAGAUGAACGCCCCUCUAAGAGAUUGCGUAGCACCACCCCUUCUGAAGCGGCCGGCUCUCAGCACCCUCGUGAAGGAUCCCCUAUCGACUCCGAAAUCGAUCCCACCCUGAACAAGGACGAUGACGCCACUCAGCCCGGGUCGACUAUGACCGACCCCGUCCGCUCCCAGCCUCAAGCUGGAGCUGCAGGACACAUCACUCCCAACGUGGAAACACUGCUGCAGCCUGGUGAUCAUUCGAGAGUCGCAAGGAUCAUCGAUCACAGAACAGCUGCUGCAGUUGGAGGCUCUGGUCAACAACAAGAACAAACAGCCCCGGAACUGGGUGUCGGCCUUGCCCCUGCUGCAGCUGACUUGGGCUUCGUCUCAAUCCCUUUAUUAUAA